UGUAUGUGCAGUUUGUUUAGAGCGGAACAAAUAAUUCCGGAAGCGUAUAGCGUGACUUAACUAAGAUUACAAUCCUUUUCCACUAUAAAAAGACAAUUGCGAUUUGUUUGUUUGUCAUUCGUACCCAAUAUCUCAAAGAUGAUGUUUGGGAACGAUGAAGAAGAGUUACCUGCUUUAGAAUUGAUACUUGACAUAUCACAAGUUUACCCUCGAAGUGAAAUGAAUACUAUCCCCGUUGCAACCAUUUCAGAUGGUCGAAACAAUUUCGAAUCCUCAUCACUCAUAGCCACAAUCCGCCCUCGAGUUACUUCAGCAAGGAUGAUUUUCAAUCAAAGAUCUCCUUCUGGAUGUUUUGCACGGCAUGUCGAUGCUGAGUAUCCAGAUUAUAUCACACUUGCAAGCAGAUUGUCAACGUACGGAGAUUGGAUAAAUACAAAUAUAUCCUCGACUGCAUUAGCUGAAGCUGGUUUUUACUACACUAAAAAAUUAGACAUUGUUGCAUGUUUCCAUUGUGGGGUACAUAUAUGUGACUGGCUUUCUGCUGAAAAUCCUUGGGUUUCGCAUGCAAAGUUUUCUCCUUGGUGCACAUUCAUUUACAUUAGAUGUGGGAAAAGUUUCAUUGAUUCAUGUCUUAAAAAUGAACCGAUACAAACACAAGAUUCAUCACUGGUUGAGCCAACAGAAAGUCGAUAUACAUGUAAGGUUUGCCUGGAAAAAGAAAUUGGCGCCUGUUUUUACCCUUGCGAUCAUUGUGUCACUUGUAUCAAAUGUGCACCAGGUAUCGCUAGUUGUCCUAUAUGUCGUGCAGAAAUAAAAGGGGUAUUUAGACUGAAACUCAUUGAAUAAGUUUCAUUCAUCAUGCAAUACCUGCAAGAAAACGUUUAUAUUGCUAACAUUGUAACAUCUUUUACUUUAAACUCUAAACUUUCUCGAGAACUAAUUAAACAAAAUUUUCCCUUUAUCAAGUACACAAAAUCUUUUUCGGGAGGUAUAAUGAAAUAUCCCGACGGUUGUCUCUUGAUUUUCGAUUCGGGAAAGAUAAACAUUACCGGAGUACAAAAUAUUUCAACAUCA
Messenger RNA from Tetranychus urticae (two-spotted spider mite), 1074 nucleotides. Its product is annotated as baculoviral IAP repeat-containing protein 7-B-like. Lineage: Eukaryota; Metazoa; Arthropoda; Arachnida; Trombidiformes; Tetranychidae. Gene Ontology annotation, cellular component: cytoplasm; nucleus. Gene Ontology annotation, biological process: regulation of cell cycle; negative regulation of apoptotic process. The record is from RefSeq and is a predicted model, not a curated record. Gene Ontology annotation, molecular function: cysteine-type endopeptidase inhibitor activity involved in apoptotic process.